Molecule: messenger RNA, 5698 nt
Organism: Culex quinquefasciatus (southern house mosquito)
Lineage: Eukaryota; Metazoa; Arthropoda; Insecta; Diptera; Culicidae
Gene: Ac3
Product: adenylate cyclase type 3
Exons: 20
Coding region: 514-4029 (1171 amino acids)
Biological process (GO): intracellular signal transduction; cAMP biosynthetic process; adenylate cyclase-activating G protein-coupled receptor signaling pathway
Cellular component (GO): plasma membrane
Molecular function (GO): adenylate cyclase activity
Source: RefSeq, a predicted model, not a curated record
AGAUGAAUUGUGGACGCAGCUACAGUUGAGAGAGUGAAAGAGAGGCAGAAGACGUUGAGAGGUCUGCUUCCGGAGCGCCUGGUUGAAGGCUAAUUCUUGUGGCUCGUGCAGUGCAGUUGCAUACUUCCAGGGGGUUUCCCAAUGCAAUCACACUCGAAAGUGUACCAAGGGGAGACAGGUUGGCGUUGGGGGUUGCCCACUUCCGGUGAUUGGUAAACUUGGUUACGUAAUCAGAAGCAUUCCGGCCACCGACAAACCGAGAACUUUGCCGAGGGCUCCAGAUCCGGAUUUGGUGCAAAAUGGAACCCGUAUUAAAGUGACAUAAAAGUGUGUGUCGUAUUCCAAAGUGUUUCCCACUAAGCUCAAAAGUGUUCCUCGUCGUACCAUUAGUCUAGUCUCAAUGGUGACUCCAAGUUGUCCUAAUCGACGCUAGUGUUAGUCUUACUAGAGAAAUCAAAAUCUAGCACAAAAUCAUCACACAAACAAGUCUCCCCCUUCCACAACCAAACAAAAAUGGAUAAAAGCAUAGUGCCGGCGGACGGAAACCCGGCGGCCAGCAACCUGCCCACGUCGACGGUGCUCCUGCCGGACGAUGUGCUCGAGAAGCUGUACCAGAGCUACGCCCUCAAACAGAAACGGGUCGCCUUCGGGUGCUAUCUGGCCGCGUCGAUACUGUUCGACGUGUGGGCCAUCCUGGUGCCCCAGGGCCAGGGCUGGGAGAGCAUAGUGGUAACGAGCGUGUUCCUAACCCUGAACGUCACGCUGGCGGCGAUACUGCGCUUCUGCGGCAAGAGCCGUUUCCGGGGCUUCAUCUGGGAGGUGGCUCCGCACGCGGCCUGGCUGCUCGCCAUCAAACAGCUCUUCCUGCAGCUGUUCCUCAAAGGAUCCGUCACGCCGAGGGAUUCCCUCGGCUGGGCGGUGCUGCUUAAUUUUUUAGUGUACGUCACCCUGCCGGUCCUGCUGAAGUACACCGGCAUCCUGCUGGGGCUGGGAUCGUUCGCAACCUAUGUCAACGCCAUCAUUGGGCUGGCCAAGAAGGAGAACUAUUUCUGGGAACAGCAAAUUGCCAACAUCCUUCUGCUGGUAGCGGCCACCGCCAUCGGGCUGCUCGUCUACUUCCUAGCCGAAGCCAAACAACGAAGAGCUUUUCUCGAAGCAAAGCAGGGCCUAGAGGUGAAGAUGCUGAUCGAGGAGCAGUCGGCCGAGCAGGAACGAUUACUCCUAUCGGUGCUACCCGAGCACGUCGCGGUGAAAAUGCGACAAGAUCUAGGAUCAACAAACUCGGAGCAGUUCAAGAAAAUCUACAUGAGUCGUCACGAAAAUGUCAGCAUUCUGUACGCGGAUAUCGUCGGCUUCACCGCCAUCUCGUCCACCUACUCGGCCCAGGAUUUGGUGAAAAUUUUGAACGAACUUUUCGCACGUUUCGACCGCUUAGCUGAGAAAUACCAGCAAUUAAGGAUAAAGAUCCUGGGUGAUUGCUACUACUGCAUCAGCGGCGCUCCCGUGGAACGUCCGGACCACGCCGUCCUCUGCGUCCACAUGGGACUCUCGAUGGUGAAAGCUAUCAAAUAUGUCCAGCAGAAGACCAACUCGCCCGUUGACAUGCGGGUCGGAAUCCACACGGGGGCCGUCCUAGCGGGGAUCCUUGGCCAGCGCCAGUGGCAGUUUGACGUGUACUCGAAGGAUGUCGAGCUCGCCAACAAGAUGGAGUCCAGCGGGAAGGCCGGACGGGUUCAUCUGUCGGAGAAAACGCUCAGCUUUCUGAACGGGGAGUUCGAGGUGGAGCCCGCGUUCGGUGAGAAGCGCGAGGAAGCCCUGCGGAUAGCCGGGCUGAAGACGUUUUUCAUCAGUAAAGUAUUGAAGCCGUUCUGCGCUGCCGAGCACAGGAUGAACGGUUCCGCCGACCCGAAGGACGUCGUCAUAGAACCGGAUGGCCCAUCCGAGGUAUCCCAGGACGACCCCGACAACGAUCCCAAGACCCCAGCCGACGAGGAGUCCAACGCCGGACUGAACGACGCCAAGUCGGACGACAACUCCGCCGAGGAGUACAAGGUGCGGCUGCGGAAGGAGCUGGUCAGCCGCGAUGGGCACCGGGAGAUCUACAAGGACAUCAACGUGCUGCUCCGCUUCAAGGACGACACCAUCGAGCAGGCCUACGGACUGUACCGCCAGCCGCAGAGUUCGGUGCCGCUGCUGGGUGGCCUCAUCGUGCAGUUCAUCGGGCUCGUCUUCUCCAUUCUAGUUCUUCCACGCACCGCGUUGCACUUUGAGAUCGUAAUACCGCCGCUGAUAAUUAUUGCCAUUCUUGUUUUCAUCUCGGUGGCGGAGAAUUUCCCCGGGAGUCUGCCGGCGUUCAUCACGUUAAACAGCAAACGUUUCAACGACUGCCUCGGACUCCGCAAGUCGACGGCCAUCAUAAUCGUCCUGCUCAUCGGAAUAUCAAACGCCAGUGAUAUGUUGGCCUCCUCCGGCAGGACUGCGCUGCACCUGAACGUGACCAACGCGUCCCUGCUGUCCACCGAGAUGCAUCCGGCGACCAUCUGUCUGUUCCCGUCGUACUUUAGCAACUUUGCCGUGCUCAUCCUGAUUGCCGUGUCCAUCAUCACGCAGCUGUCCCAUCUGAGCAAAAUCGCAUUAAUGGUCAUUAUCACCGCCAUUCAUUGCUACAUCAACGUUUUCCACCUAGACGAAGCAUUCCGGAACGAGGAUUUCGGGAUUUUGAAUGUAUUUCCACUCAGGUACACGCUGUCCGCGCUGCUGGUCGCCGUGACGAUUGCGCUGUCCCUGUUGGCACGACACAUCGACAAGGUCGACCGGGUGAUCUUCAUGUGGAAGACGGAGGUGAGCGAUCAGAAGGAGCGCGCCUCGGACAUGCGGCGCCGCAACGAAGCGCUCGUGUACAACGUGCUGCCGAUGCACGUGGCCGAGCACUUUAUGGGCAACAAGAAGCGCUCCCACGACGACCUGUACUCGCAGAGUUACGCCGAGGUGGGGGUGCUGUUUGCCAGCAUGCCCAACUUUUCCGACUUUUACUCCGAGGAAACGGUCAACAAUCAGGGCCUGGAGUGUUUGCGGUUUCUCAACGAAGUGAUAUCGGACUUUGAUGCGCUUCUCGAGUUGCCCCAGUUCCAGGACAUCAUCAAAAUCAAGACAAUCGGCUCGACGUACAUGGCAGCCAGCGGGUUGAACCCGUCACGAAUCGUCAAACCGGAGGAUCCAAUUUCACUCCGAUGGGCUCACCUGGCUUUGCUGGUGGAGUUCGCCCUGGAGCUGAAGAAGGCCCUGCAGGGCAUCAACGAACAAUCGUUUAAUCACUUUGUGUUGAAGAUGGGCGUCAACCACGGGCCGAUUACGGCUGGAGUGAUUGGCGCGCGGAAGCCGCACUACGAUAUCUGGGGAAACACGGUGAACGUGGCGUCUCGGAUGGAGAGUACCGGCAAGGCCGGAGCUGUGCAGGUAACCGAGGAAACCUGCCAAAUCCUGCAGACCUUCGGGUACACCUUCGAGCAGCGUGGCCUAGUCGCGGUCAAGGGCAAGGGCCAACUGAUGACCUACUACUUGCAGGGCAAGGUGCCCAAGAACGCGUCCCCGAUCCUUCCGGUGACCACGAUGGAGACGGUCCAGGAGGUCGAAGAACCCAAAGAGUCCCCACCGGCCCUAGCCCCCUCGGAAUCUCCCGCCCACCAGAUCACAUCGGUGUCGUCGAGCACCACCAGCCCCAACAGUGUCCGCCUGAACCAGGAGUACGUGGAGAUGAAGGUGAGCAGCAGCAGCACAUCGAAUGCGGUACCAGCAAUCACCGUGAACGAACAGAACCACCAGCUUGUGACUGAACAGAAGCAGCAAUCCAGUAAAGAAUCGAAAGCCGGAGAUGGUGUCUCCUCCAGUGGGGACGGGAAACCACCGCUGUUUAACGGUGAAACCGAAGACGCGGACGUCAAGACGCCCCUCCUGAACGAUAAAAACAGCACAAACGCCAAUCACUUUAGCGAAGGGGAGAAGGACGCACUUCUGGAGAAUAGUAAUUAGAUGGGCUAGGUAGAAUGAUACGAUGAUUAUGCUGCCAGGGUGGAUACUGGGUGAGAUAAAUCGACUUGGGCAAUGGAUUGCAUUUUUAUUCUUGGUUUUGUUCGAAAUAACAUUGAAGAUCUUCGGACUUGCAUAAUCGGAUCUGAAAUCAUGUUUUUCUCUACGUUUUAGCAUACUUUACAAGUCUUGUUGAAAAACGAUUGGAACAAAACUAACUUUGUACAAACAUCCUAAAUAUUUUAAAAACAAUAAUAAACUUACCACGAUUUUUCCGUUUAAAAUCCAAUUGAGAAGUAUGUUUUUAACACGAUUUUUUUUUUUUUGCUUCACGGCUAUAGUCACAAACGAAUAUGCUCAGAGAGGAGAAAAUUCAACGAAAUACUAGCGUGGCACUCAUUUAGCCUACACUACCGCGGAUGACACUCAAUUUGCAUUUUGAAUGGUGAAAAUUGCUGUGAAAUGUGUUUUUGGAAACGUCAAAAGUGAAUGAUUUAAAAACGACCGAUAGCAGACGGUUUCGAACUCUGUUUAGAGCGACAUUGUGCAAUUGUUCCGGAGAGGGAGAGCAGAAGAGAGAGUUUGCAGUAGCGUUCGCGGAUUUGCGUCGCGUCCGAUUUGUGCUCGUAAGUGAAGAGGUCGACUUCGUGCAACCAGAUAAAAAAUUACAAAUAUUCCGAAAUUCAAUUUUUUCAACUUACUAUCCACCCGCGGGCAGAAAAUCGCACUCCAAGAGUAAGGCUUUUGUAGUUGAUAUCUAUUAAGUAAAGCAUGGCAAACAAACAAACAAAAAACCAAGAGGAAGUAAAACAACACUAAUAGAUGUGCUACUUUAGGGUGUAAGUAGAGUAGAGUUGAAAAAUCUGCAAAGAAUCAAUACAAAAAUAAAGAAAAGAAUCAACAGCAAACAAGCAAAUCUCAAAGAGUAGAGCAAAUUUAAACGAGCGUGCGUAAGAGUGAGCGAAAAAUGCGAGCGAGAAAAUGAUUAGUAAGUGAAACUGACUUUUGAUAAGUUCAAAAUUGUUUUUAGUAAUUAAGCGUUUUAUACUGAGUUUUUCGUACUUGUACUAACCUUCACAAACGUAGAGAAUCUCUCUAAGCGAAACUAAAAUGAGAAAAAGAUGACAAAAGACUGCCGUAAAUUAAGUUUUACAUUUUUCUCGCAAGGAGAAAAACGUAACUACCACACCAAACGCAUGACAUUCUUCCUCUCUCCUUGAGUAUGGAUUUACUAUCGGCUGCACUCCCACAACUCACAGCACACUCUUGUAUAGACUUUUAUCGCGUGAGCAAAGCUUUACACACCGGCUACGUUACAUUCAUUGUUGUUAGAGUUAUGUUUUGUUAGAAGAAAAAAAAAAUCCACGCGAAAUAACAAAAAAAAAUACGAAAAAACACACUGUAACAUUCCACCGAGCAAAAUCAGCCUAAACUAACAGCAACAACAACAAGAACAUCUCACAAAUACACACGUUUCUCGUUAGCAUAAUGAACACAGACGAAAAAGUAUUUAAACUAGCAGCAGCUGAGGUACCAAAAGUACACAAACAUAGCGAUAGCACAUAAAACACACACACACACAAACCAGCAAACAAUGAUUGUUCAAUGGCUCAUAAAAUGACAUAUCGUACAGACUUGCAACAACAAGAAAUAUUAUUCACCGAAAAAAAAA